Lingula anatina is the source of this 5557-nucleotide messenger RNA. Its product is annotated as metabotropic glutamate receptor 2. Gene Ontology annotation, molecular function: G protein-coupled receptor activity. Gene Ontology annotation, cellular component: membrane. Gene Ontology annotation, biological process: G protein-coupled receptor signaling pathway. The record is from RefSeq and is a predicted model, not a curated record. Lineage: Eukaryota; Metazoa; Brachiopoda; Lingulata; Lingulida; Lingulidae.
GUACUCUAGUCUACUUGGCAGAAGAGAUGGCGAGCAUAUAAACUACAGGCUAAACUACUCAUACUCAAAUGUUCUGGUUGAUGACCUGAUUCAUGGUGGCACAUUGUCAUCAAUAAGAACAUUCUACGAGGAAAUCAUUCCUUUUUUUCAGAAGAUAGUGUUCAACUACAGAUAAAAGGCUGAUUUUAACACGAACAUAUGCAUUUAACGAAAAGCGAAAUCAAUGGUACGUAUCAUCUGGAUAUGCUGCAAGUAAUUCAAAGUCACUGCAAGUCAGGAUUUCCGGUAAAACUUGUACAAACAAUGCCACUUUGAGGCAAAAAGUACCUUAUGGAACAUGUGAAUAUGGAAAAGUAAUCUGUUAAGGUCGUUGCGGGGUUUUUUUACAGCGAACAAAUAAUUGACCUAAACAUAUGUGGACCGGGUAUGAGGAUAGUUGUAGGCAGGUGCCAGUUUUGCACAUGCGCACAUGUGGUUUUCAGGCUGAAACGAUUUCAAGGAGUUGCAGUAAUUCUGUUCAUGAGUGAGUGAGUGAGUUAUUACAUCCAAAUGCUCGUGAGUACAGAAACACGGCAUACAUACACACUGUAGCGUGUGCGUUAACCCAAAGCGGGGAUGCUUAUAAAAUCCUCGGCUUUUGAUGUUUGGAUGCAAAAAACCACUUCAGCGAGAUUAAACCCGGACCAGAUCGAUUAAGAGCUGUCAUCGCUGGCUUCUAAAGUUGAUGUAAAGGCCGGUUAGGAAAGAGAACAAGCGAAUCAUGUACAUCAAGGAACGGAAAGUGGCUGAGGGGGAUUCUAGAGACCUUGGACGGCGUAUUUAUUUAUUUUCCGCUGCUGUAAAAAUGUGCUUGGCUAAAGACAAUAGCAAAAAAUAGCAGAGAAAUCACAGAGGACGUGGUAUGUGUUAAGGCAUAACUUAUGAUAGAAUAUCAAUACAACUUUCGAGGGAAGCAAAUAUGUUGAUGUUGAACAUCUUAGAAAGCCUGCAGCUAAGUAAGAUUUCAAAAGAUAUGGACUUCUUUCUUAAUUCUUCUUGUUUUAGCAUAUCAGUCGGAGAGUACAGAUAACGCCACAUCACAUCACUGAGAUUAUGGUCUGUGAUAGAAGCUUAGAAGUCACUCAGACACUUGAUUAGGUGCAAUGUGAAGUAGGCCUAUUUUAAGGAUUGACCAAUAGAGGAAGAUAUGUUUAGAUUUAAUUAAGAAGCUUUUGAAAACUUAUCAAUACACUACGUUAGACAUAGGAGCGCAAGCAACCAGGGACACCAAACCAAUGGUGCAGUUCCAAGUUUACUGAGGCGGGAGAAAGGUUCCACGAGUCGUGAAAGACAGGAUUUUCAUGAAGGACAUUCUAACUUCUCCCAUUUUGCCCGACCGAUACGACAAUGUUUUAAACAGGCCAAAAUUUACGACAUAAUACAUAUUGGGUUUACGGGACCGAUCCAUCUGUUGAAGAUAAAAAAAUUAGCAAAUUUCCAUCUGUUAUUAAACUGCCUUGAUGCGACACCAUUGCACAGUAGAUGAAAGUAGGCACGCGUCUUUCUAAGUGUGGAGAGGCGUGCGGUAGCCAGCAAGGUGAGCAAGCAGUUUAGAUCAGUUUACUGUCGUGGGAACAAUCUUUGUAAACUGUAGAUGGUAAAUCGGUAAUUCUGGUUGCUGCGCAGCGUUUUAACCCAGUCCGAAUUUCCAAGCAGUCCCCGAGCAGCAUUUCCGUGCCUCGUAAAGGUCGUCUCGCCAUGCAGAGGAUAAUGAAGUGCGCGUAGCCGGGUGAACGCGAAGCGCGUAGCUAACCAACCAUAGUUAAACACCAACGAUCCAAUUUAGCUGGAAAAGUCGAAAAAGAAGUAGGAAAAAGAGAGCAACUAUCGAUAGGCACGUGCAAUCAGAAUUGCUUUAUUGCGCGUCUCUCUGAAGUUUGGUUUCUUUUACGGAGAUAUAACUGUGCUUCAUAAAAGACCAAAGGCUUAACUGUCUUAUUAAUAAAUCAUGGUUAAGAUCGUUGCAUGGUGAAUACGUUGGAUGAAUUAAAGCAAUUGGAACCUUCAAAGGAUUACACGGCUUGAGAAAAAAAUCCAGAUAAACAAAUAAAGAAAAGCUGGAUAUAUGCUGAAAUGAAAAUGAAAUUUUCAAGGAUAACAAACAUGGUUUUGCUCUGGCUAUGUUGCUUAUGGAUUUCGUUAAAUUCCCGAUAUAACGUAAACACUGAAGCGGCCACUGCAACGGCAGAAACGCCGUACGUCAUCCAAGAAGAACACGCACGGGCUCGUUCCAUCAACUCAUGCACGGCAACUAAGAACUGGACAUGGUUCGACAAAGAUUUGGCUGUCAGUAUUGACGGCGAGAUCACCCUGGGAGGACUGUUCACGGUACACGAGCGGAGUGAGGAGUGUAUCUGUGGACGCGUCCUCCCUGAUGGCGGCGUGCAAGCCUUGGAGAUGAUGUUGUAUACUUUGAAAAUGAUUAACAUGGACAAAAACUUCAUGCCUGGGUUUACAAUCGGGGCUCUGAUACGUGACGAUUGUGGAAAUGACACGUUGGGGUUGGAGCAGUCCGUAGAAUUCAUUAAAGGGUCCAUAUCCAACAUUGGUUCGGGUGGCUCGCUAUAUAAAUGCAAGGAUAACCCGGAUGCUACUGCGGACUACACCACCAUCAUAGGAGUGGUAGGAGCCGCCGAGAGCAGCAUCUCCCUUCAAGUGGCCAAUCUGUUGAAGCUGUUUUAUAUACCACAGAUCAGCUACUUCUCUACAAGCCCGGACCUCAGCAACAAGGAGAGAUACCCUUACUUCCUGCGCACAAUUCCUUCCGAUGCCUCACAGGCGGAAGUCAUGAUAGAAAUUAUUAAGAAGCUAAAUUGGAAAUACAUCAGCAUCAUAUACGACGCUACAAACUAUGGACUGAAGGGCUUUGUCCGCAUAGGAGAACUGAUCAACAAAGAGGACAGUCUUUGUACGGCGGUCACGUACCAGCUCUCCCAGACCGACCCAGCCACACAUGACGCCGCCAUCAAAGCGCUCGCCAAGCAGAAGAAUGCUAAAGGUGUCAUAGUGUUCGCCAAAUACCCUGACGUCAUCAAGCUGAUGCGUGCUGUGGAGGAGAACAACGUGACGGGCCACUUCAUGUGGAUAGGCAGUGACGGCUGGCAGGAGGCACAACUCGCCAAUAUCGGAGGUUUUCGAGAGGAGCUAGAAGGCGCCAUAACCGUGCAUCCUCUCGCACACACAGUGACAGGGUUCAGCUAUUACUUCAGGAAUCUAAAACCAGAUCACCAGAACACAAACCCUUGGUUCAACGAAUUCUGGGAACAGCAUUUUAAAUGCAAAUUGCCAUCUACCCAACUGUCGUAUUUUAAUAAAGACUAUAAAAAUUGCACAGGACAAGAGAAGAUCAGCAAGGACUUCAUAUUUGAGCCUCGUCUUCAGUUUGUCAGCGACGCGGUGAUGGCGUUUGCACAUGCACUUAAGAACAUGCACACUGAAGUCUGCGGCGGACGGCGGGGGAUAUGCGCUGAAAUGAAUCCCAUCUCAGGCGAAACUCUUCUUUACUAUUUGAAAAAUGUGCAGUUUACAAGUCUAGCAGGUGCAGAGGAAUUCCACUUUGAAAGUAAUGGCGACGGCGCCAAUAGAUAUAUUCUAAAGGCGUACAGACAGCGCUCUCCUGGAAACUUUUCCUGGGAAAACGUUGGUGAAUACGACAAGGGAAUACUCACGAUGGAACCGGACAAACUGAUAUUCAAAAUGAAUUCCACAGACAUCCCCAAGUCCGAAUGCAGCAAGCCGUGCAGUGAGUUCGAGGCCACGCGGUACAUAGCCCUGGACAAGUGCUGCUGGACCUGCCAACCCUGUACGGAACACCAGUAUCUGCCCACGCCACACAAGUGCCAGGACUGCCCCAACGGAACCGAGCCAAAUGUGUUCCGCAACGCGUGCACACCUCUUCCUGAAGUACACCUCAGUUUCAAGAACGGAGUAGCCAUUGGUGCGGUCACGUGCUCCGUGUGGGGGAUCCUGUUUACUUUGUUUGUGAUCUACGUGUUCGUGAGGCACCGGGAUACACCUAUCGUUAAGGCGUCAAGUCGAGAACUGAGCUUUGUUCUCUUGGCCGGGAUUUUGCUUUGUUAUCUUAUGACUUUUAUUAUCAUCGCCAAACCAUCAGGCGUCAUCUGCGGAUUGCAAAAAUUUGGUAUUGGCCUUUGUUUUUCAUUGUGUUACUCAGCACUUUUGACCAAAACCAACCGUAUAGCAAGAAUCUUCGCUGCUGGCAAGCGGACCACAAAAAGACCGAUGUUCAUCAGCCCAAGAUCGCAGCUUAUCAUAUGUGGAGCCAUAGUCUUCAUACAAAUAAUGAUCGACGCCUUAUGGUUAGCAGUUCGCCCACCAGAGGCACGAUACAUAUAUCCAACCAAAUCAGUGAACAUGUUAGUGUGUUUGGCGCACGUUGGAGACGAGUAUAUCAUCGCCUUUAUCUACCCUAUCAUACUGCUCAUUAUAUGCACAGUGUACGCAAUUUUGACUCGUAAAAUUCCUGAAGCGUUUAAUGAAUCCCGAUACAUUGGACUAACUGUGUACACCACUUGUAUCAUAUGGUUGGCCUUUGUUCCAAUAUUCUUCACCACGGCCACAGAUAUUCCACUGCGUAUGUGCAUUAUGGCAUUUGUCCUCGAUCUUAGCGCCACAGUGUCACUGAUGUGCCUGUUUUUCCCACGCUUAUACAUCAUUUUAUUAAAACCGGAAAGAAACGUUAAGCAGGCUAUCAAGAAGAAAAUCAACACGCUUGAAGUGAAAGAGAUGGGUUUUCACAAAGAAAAAAAUUCGUGGUCGCGGGAUUCCGGAAACCAUUCUGAAGGUAAGGGCUUGAUUGGAGGAUCGUCAGUCGAUCGUUUCCUGCAGGAGGCCAAUUGCGUUGAAAGUGAGGCCCAAUGCCGGGAGGGCGUGGCUCAACUAACACAAUCAACUGGGCUUCUUAUCCUUGGGAUAUCCGAUACAUGCCAAACAUUGGCUGGCCCAGAUCUGGACGUUCGCGUGCGUCUAACAAAAAGAAAGGAUUCUUUGAAUAGCGACAUAGAGAAUCCGACUGUGGGCACUCAAACCCCAGCCAACUUUGGAGCAGACAUUACAACUCAGACCGAAGGUGUGUGUGUCGUGAUGGCAAAUAAUGAAUAUGCAAAGAAAAGCUACGUGGAUGCGGCAGUUGCGACCGAUGUGAACACAAUCGCAAUGGAGGAGAAUUCUGACGAAUACGAUUCCGAUAACUCUGACUUUGCCAGCAUACAGUCUGAUAUACAGGAUAUAUCACUCUAAGUCACAGUUGUGUUCUUGUCUGUUGAAAUAAGACGUACCCAUAUCUCAAACUGCAGACAUAGUUAUUAACGUCUGUUAAUUAAAAAAGAUUAUUUUCUUUCCAAUUUAUUAUUCUGCAUAGCGAACAUUUCAGGGAUAUGUCAAUAUUAAUUGUACAUCUUGUUUGAGUUAGAUUAAAUUUUGUUACUUUUAUGGUAGGAGUAAGUGUUUAAUGUACCGUAAUAUGUGUUGAAAUAGAUUAAAAUUUUGUUUUAUUGUA